Messenger RNA from Podarcis raffonei (Aeolian wall lizard), 5656 nucleotides. It is a transcript of the gene TBX18, whose product is annotated as T-box transcription factor 18. Gene Ontology annotation, cellular component: nucleus. The record is from RefSeq and is a predicted model, not a curated record. The coding region runs from base 434 to 2239 and encodes 601 amino acids. Lineage: Eukaryota; Metazoa; Chordata; Lepidosauria; Squamata; Lacertidae. Gene Ontology annotation, molecular function: RNA polymerase II cis-regulatory region sequence-specific DNA binding; DNA-binding transcription factor activity, RNA polymerase II-specific. The transcript is spliced from 8 exons. Gene Ontology annotation, biological process: positive regulation of DNA-templated transcription; somitogenesis; cell fate specification.
UAUUGACACUAAUGAGCAAGUUCUUCCCACCGGUCUCCUGCCUGGAAGUGCUGACAGAUCAAGGCAACAAAUUUCAAUUACAAGCCCUAAUUUGUGUCCGCAGAGCGUUUGUUACCCAUGUCAGAGCUGUUUGGCCCCUCAGACGAAGCAGAGCUUGCAGGAAGAAGAAGAGGAGGAGGAGGGGGAGGAGGGAGAGGAGGAGAAGAAGAAGAGAAGCGCUGCUUUUCCAAAAAGGAAUAGAUCGGGCUUGGGAAGAAAAGAGGAGGGAAAGGGAGAAGAGGAGGAGGGGGGACACGAACCCCAAACCUCUUUGGGCUGCCUGAAGUCGGAUGUAAAAGAGAAGGAGGCGACGCGAAGGCGGACGGCGCGGCCUGGAAGGAGGCGAUCAGGCGCCCGGGGAAGAGUGGCGGAGGGCUCCCAGCCCGGCCCGGGCAUGGCGGAGAAAAGGCGAGCGUCCCCGUGCGCCAUGCUGAGCCUCAAGGCGCACGCCUUCUCGGUGGAAGCCCUCAUCGGCGCCGAGAAGCAGCAGCAACAGGAGCAGCAACAGCCGCCGAAGCGGAGGAAAGUGGCCGGGGAAGAGGCGCCACCGGCGGCCGCCGAAGGGGCGAGCAGCUGCGGGAAGGGCGCCGCCGAAGGCGCGGACGCUUUGGCGCCCAGCGCCGAGACGGGGCCGGCCGCGGCCGAGAGGAGCUGCGGGGUCCGGGCUCUGCCUCCCGGUGGCUGCGAGGACAGUUUCCUGAGCGCUACGUCGCCGCCGCUGUCCCCCGGAGGCCCCGCCAAGGCCAAAGGCUCCUCCCGGCCUGCUUCUCCCUUGCUGGCCCCGCCGGUGCCUCGCGUCGACCUGCAGGGCGCCGAGCUCUGGAAGCGCUUUCACGAGAUCGGCACCGAGAUGAUCAUCACCAAGGCGGGGAGACGGAUGUUUCCUGCAAUGAGAGUGAAAAUUUCAGGCCUAGACCCUCAUCAGCAAUACUAUAUUGCCAUGGACAUUGUCCCUGUGGAUAACAAAAGAUACAGGUAUGUUUAUCACAGCUCCAAAUGGAUGGUAGCUGGGAAUGCUGAUUCGCCGGUUCCUCCCCGUGUGUACAUCCACCCAGAUUCACCCGCCUCAGGAGAGACUUGGAUGAGGCAGGUGAUUAGCUUUGACAAACUGAAACUUACAAACAAUGAACUGGAUGACCAGGGACAUAUUAUCCUCCAUUCUAUGCACAAAUAUCAGCCACGUGUCCAUGUCAUUCGGAAGGACUGUGGGGAUGACCUCUCCCCAGUCAAACCCAUUCCUUCCGGAGAAGGAGUGAAGGCAUUCUCCUUUCCUGAAACUGUUUUCACAACUGUCACGGCAUACCAGAACCAACAGAUUACCCGACUCAAGAUUGAUAGGAAUCCAUUUGCCAAAGGAUUUAGAGAUUCUGGACGCAACAGGAUGGGAUUAGAAGCUUUAGUAGAGUCUUAUGCAUUCUGGAGACCUUCACUGAGGACACUUACAUUUGAAGAUAUACCUGGGAUCGCAAAACAAGGAAACGCUGGCUCUUCUACUUUGCUCCAGGGAACCGGAAAUGGAGUACCAACCACUCACCCCCACCUGCUCCCGGGGUCCCCUUGUUCUUCUCCUGCCUUCCACCUUGCUCCCAACACUAGCCAGCUCUGCAGCCUCGCUCCAGCUGACUACACAGCUUGUGCCCGUUCCGGUCUAGCCCUUAACAGAUACAGCACUUCCCUGGCCGAAACCUACAACAGGCUUACAAACCAAUCCAGCGAGACCUUUGCAACCCCAAGGACUCCCUCCUAUGUCGGUGUGUCGGGCAGUUCGACCGUGAACAUGCCCGUGGCAGGCAGCGAUGGCGAUGCAUUCGGCUGCCCUCAGACAGGCUUAUCGAUGCAGAUUUCAGGGAUGUCUCCGCAGCUGCAGUAUAUCAUGCCCUCGCCGUCGGGCAACGCCUUCGCUGCAAAUCAAACCCACCAGAGUUCCUACAACACUUUCAGGCUGCACAGCCCCUGUGCUCUGUACGGAUACAACUUCUCCACAUCCCCCAAACUGGCUGCCAGUCCUGAGAAAAUCGUUUCUUCCCAAGGAAGUUUCUUGGGGUCGUCGCCAAGUGGAACCAUGACCGAUCGGCAGAUGUUGCCCCCUGUAGAAGGAGUGCACUUACUUAGCAGCGGGGGGCAGCAGAAUUUCUUUGACUCCAGGACCCUAGGAAGCUUAACGCUGUCAUCAUCUCAAGUAUCUGCACAUAUGGUUUGAUAAAGCCUUUUUAAAACAAAAGUACAUUGGUUUCUACAAUGUAUUUCCUUUUUGGGAUUAUGCUAAGGUGAUUAAUGUGCCUAGUAAGGUGUUUAUGCUUUAAAAAAAAGUCAUCAAGGGAAGUUUGACUUAAUCUUUUGACUUGCCUAUCGGCAGAUAUUUAAAUAUGUGCUCGUGUUCAGAGUUAAGCCAAGUUUGUUUGCAGAGCAGCCCAUUUAGUUUCCUGGUAGCAAUAGACUUCAUUUUAUAACACGUUUGGCCAUAUGCAACAAAUUAAGAAGGGCUUCCUGCAGCACUCUUUCCCCCCACAUCUUUCCCUCUUUAAAGAACAAAACAACACUCAGGUCUGAUUUAGAUGAAACAAAAAACACUUUUAAAAUAUAUAUAACUACCAUUUUGUAACAGCUGUCCUUAAAGCGUUCUUACCACAACGUGCUGGUGCCACAAUGCACGCAUUACUUCUCUGUUGUAAGAGAGAUAAUAAACAUAUGUGGGCUUGCAUUAGGCUUAGUUCAGAAGUCUGUCAAAUCUUCUAAAUAAAGGGACAGGAUGAUCUCCCUUCUCAAUCUUUGUGGUGUAUCUGGCUUUUCAUUGGCACACCAUUGCUUUGCGAACACAUAGGAGCACUAUGAAGAGACAACGACCUAAAUUAAGCAUUGGAACAGGCGACACGGCCUAUUUUUCUGUACAGAAUGAAUUUAAAGGAGGCUUGCUCCAUGUGAAGAGAGUAUAAAGAUGAUAGAGAUUUUUAUAUUUUAAAAUAUUAAAUAUAUGUUUGCAAAUAUAAAAGACAAGGCAGGACUUCUACAUAUUUCCAUAAGCUUUCUAUUUAAGAAUGGUGUUAGGAACAGUAGCAGAAUGGUGGAGAGGGAGCGUGGCACUUGCCUGAGCUGGUAGGUGGGUCACUGCUGCUUAAGAGGAAGGAGAAGCAGAGGGGCAAGGUGCUAGGCAGGUUGGCACUCUGCAAUUUGUAUCAGCAGGAACACCAUAUUGGCUCCACCAAUGCAUUUGCCCAGUGGCCUGCCUGCUGCCUUACUCCUCCCUCCUGGUAAGCAGCAAUGAUCUACCUGCUGGGGCGUCAAGUAAGCAUCGCUACUAUUUCCCACUAUCCACUCCAGGGUAGGGUGCUGUGGAAAAUCACCCUUUCUGUUUCUGUAGUUCUACAAAUCAUUUGCUCACACACCUUUGUCACAAUAUAGCUAAGGCUGCAAUCCUAUAUGGUACACCCUUUUCUACAAGGAAGUUCCACUGCACAGUGGUGCUUACCUCUGAGUAGACAUGCAUGAUAUCACACUAUAAACCUUAUUGCUAGCUUGUUUUGAGUGUGUUCCCAAGAGCAGAAGAACAUACUGCAUAGGUUUGGAUCAUCUGAAGCCUCUUCUUUCCCUGCAGUGCCCUGCAGUGUGUUGACAGACUUCUGCCACAUCUUGUGGUGACACUGGCAACUGGUGUAAUGCAAGGAGCUUCAGUCAGAAUGGAAAAAUGGCCAUGCUUCAGUAAAUGUGCAGAAGCAGCAAUGUACAUUUCUUAUAACCUCUUCAAAACCCUACAAGUAUGAUGUUUCUAGUUGUGGGGUAAGAAACCUAUAACAUACACAUUUUCUGCUUGCACUACCACAGGCAACAGUUGUUCCCCUUCAAUACACAAAACUUUAGUAUUUCCCUGCCCCCAUCCCAACAAACACUUGAUUAUAAUUUUUUUCUCCUGAUCAUUUUCUGAAUAUUUGUUUUGCCCGUAGACCUUAAAAGGAAGAAAAACAUCAAUGAGACACAAUUAAAAUAACUAUACCGCUGUGCUAUGUAGAAUACUAGAACUGCAACUGCAGAAGAAACUGUUCGUUACCCUUUUAGUAAUCUUACAUCUGCAGAGCAGUGAAACAAGAGUAGAAGUAUUCAGGUCCAGAAAUAUUGUGUCUGGUUAUUCCAAUUGCAGGUAGGAUUUGUUCAGACUUAAGCAGCGGCUCUUGUCAGAUAAGUUCUGAGAAGUUCUUGUAUCUGUUAUACCUGGUAUUUUGAAUUUGAGUGCCCAAUUUUAAACUUGAGCCACAUUCCGGUAUAAGAGGUUGGGAUCCAAAAAGCCUUGUGAAUGAAGAGGGAGUGUUUCCACAGGUGCAUAGGGCUGGUGUCAAGAGUUUCCUUUCACCAGCAUCUUUUCACACCACUUUGGACCCUACUCUGGGGAGACCACCAGCUUCCAAGAUUUGCUUUCUGAAGGCUGUGAGUGGCUACAGUGGGAAGGGCAGGAAAUAUGGACAGUGUUCUAUGCACGGCUCUUUGGAUCCUGGCCAAUAUUGUAUGGUUCCUUAAACCCAUAAUAUCAACCUUGCUUGUGAAGGUUUAUGUUUCAUGCAUUAGAAGUCUACUCGGCUAACCUGCAUAACUGUAAAUCUUGGAAGUAUAUUGUGUGAACACUCAGCAAGCACAAUGUUAUAAAAGCACAUUAGGUUUAUAGUUCUGGACCCUCUUACUGUAGCAGCAAACUCUUGUUUCAGUAGGAUUUCCUACUGAAGAUGCAGGAUCAUAGUUUUAAAAGUGUUGGCAUGACAAAAAUGGUUGUGCCAAUAAGUGGAAGCAAAUACAGCACCGCAAAUGAUGUUAAACAUGUAUCUGAAUUGCAAAAUUUGAAUUUAGGAUUCUGGAUGAGAUUCUCCUUGAGUUUGGAUGUCUCAUAUCAGUGUCUUACACGUUUCUAAUCUAAGGUUGUCAGAUAUCCUGAACAAUUGUUUUAUUUGUUGCAUGAAUGCUGUUACAAAGGCAGUCAAGUUUCAAAUAACAAAAAUAUAUUAAAUAAGAUCCCUGCAUUGCAGGGGCUUGGAUUAGAUGAUCAGCUCUACAAUUCUGUGAUUCCAACACAGUUACAAGGAAUCCUGCUAUAAUUGAAAACAUAUUUAAGUUACACGAAAUCUUAAAUGGACAUAAUGCUAUAUUUAAUUUUUUAACGCAAAUGAAUUAUAUGCUGCCACCUUAAAGGAAACUAUGCUAAGAAGUGAUGGGGCAAAAUGGACCAUGAAGGUCAAGGUCAUGCUGUCUUGUAGCAAAAAAAUGCAGCACAACUGAACCCCCUGGGUAUGUAUGCACAAUUAUAACAGUAUCUGCUUUGUAAUUUCUAUUGGAUUUCCAUUAUCCUGCCUUUUGUGCAACAUUUCCCCCCUCAUAUAUUAAUAAAGCCAUGGUAUUAUAAUUGAAACACCUUUUCUCUUAAAAUGCAGUUGCUGCUGUACAUAGUAAAUGGUGUAUGAUCACAAAGUCCAGCUUUUCAUGGAAUAUAAUGAAUGCCAAAUAUGCAGUAUAUCUGUAAUUAUAUAUAGCUGUAUUUUGUUUUUUAAAGCCACAGAAAUGAUAUUAAAGUGUGUACCUAAAAACACUUUUUAUUAAAUUUUGAAAAUAAAAAUCCUUUAAAACCAACAACAACCCUAAA